AUGUUCAACUUCCAGAAACUCAACAAGCAAUCUCUUGCACUGGCCGCGCGUCAGUUCUCGUCUUCGGCUUCGCGGCGCGACGCAGCAACUUGCCAAUUGUUGGGCAAGUUUGGUUCGACGCCAGCCCGAUUUGAAACGAAGGCAGGGCAAAUUGGCUAUCGCUAUCUCUUCGCCGUCAAUCGCGGACUCGGCGAGACGCAAACGACGUCCUGGUUCAAUGUUUCCACGUUUGACAAGUAUGCAAUCGAAAGGUUCGAAGCAGAGGACUUCAAGGGCGCCAAGGCGCUCAUCAAUGCGGCAUUCUCGGUUUCCUCUACUAAGAACGAGGACGGGACUUAUACAGACCUUGUGAACAUCAGACAGACGAGCAUGCACAUCAUUGCGCGCAGUCAGAAGCGACAGGCUGAACAAGAACAAGUGUAA
This is a messenger RNA of Protomyces lactucae-debilis, 423 nucleotides long. RefSeq lists its product as uncharacterized. The record is from RefSeq and is a predicted model, not a curated record. NCBI's taxonomy places the organism in Eukaryota, Fungi, Ascomycota, Taphrinomycetes, Taphrinales, Protomycetaceae. Gene Ontology annotation, molecular function: single-stranded DNA binding. Bases 1 to 423 code for a protein of 140 amino acids. The transcript has a single exon.